Messenger RNA from [Candida] anglica, 825 nucleotides. Lineage: Eukaryota; Fungi; Ascomycota; Pichiomycetes; Serinales; Debaryomycetaceae. The record is from the annotation of a GenBank genome assembly.
ACGUAAAAUCUAUUUUCAUCAACAAAAGAAAACACUUCAUAAGAAAGAAUAUAGAGAACUUCUUCUGUACUACAAUGAGAUCCUUUUACGCUCUUAUUUUGUCUAUACUCUCGUUGUUGGUGUCUGUCUCAGGUUUGCACUUAGAAGUGCCAGCUGAGGUCAGCCCUCGUCCAAUGUGUAUUCGUGACUUUGUUGCGGAGGAGCAAUUGGUUGUUGUCAGUAUUAAAUCCAGUGGUAGAAUUGGUGAUGGUCAACAAUUAAACUUCUACAUUGUCGAUUCAUUGGGUAAUGAAUACCGUCGUAAGAAUGACAUUGCUGGUAACAAUAGAGUUGCAUUCACUUCCCAUCAUAAUGCUGCUGUGGACAUCUGUUUCACUAAUGAAAAGAACCUGAAGUGGGGAAGUGGUGCUGACUUGUACAGAGAAAUAGAAUUAGAAAUUGAAAGUGGUGCUGCUGCCAGAGAUUGGAACGCCGUUCAAGCUGCUGAAAAAUUGAAGCCUGUAGAGCUUGAAUUAAGAAGAGUCCAAGAAUUAACCAACGAAAUCGCUGAAGAAUUGCAAUAUUUGAAGUCUAGAGAAGAAAGAAUGAGAGACACUAACGAAUCUACCAACUCCAGAGUUAAAUGGUUCUCUAUUUUGGUAAUUAUUUCUCUUAUUGGUUUGGGUGUGUGGCAAAUCCAAUACUUGAGACACUACUUCAAGGUUAAGCAUAUUAUUUAGAGGCUCUAGGGUUUACAAAGUCCAAUUUCAAGAAUCCGUAUUAAGUAUAUAAGGAAAGUCUCCAUGACCAAAGAAAAAGGUUUCAUAUAAGAAAAAAAAAAUAUUU